CUCUUCUCCUACGGAUUUCUCUAUCUUCACUUCUUGCUGCCUCUGCCAACCCCUCGGAGGUCGGCAGGUGGUUCUCACCAUGCGGCAUCAAUUCAACUGGGUCAAUGGAGCCUACCAAUUGGCUUCUCGAGAUGUGAUCCAGGUCAUCAACCCCGCGACCGAGUCCCCAAUCGCAACAAUAGACUCCACGCCCCAGGAAACAGUCAAUGCCAUCGUAGUUUCAUCCCUGCAGAACUUCUCAAGCGGUGUCUGGAGCCAGGCCGAUGCGUCAACCCGGUUCACAGUCUUAUCGAAGGCCGCAAACCUGCUCCGAGCUCGUCUGCACGAGUUCAUCAAUCUCGAGACGCGGCAGACGGGUCGACCUAUCCGGGAAAUGAAAGCACAACUUUUUCGUAUCCCUGAAUGGCUUGAAUACUUUGCUUCGCUAGCCCGUACGCAUGAAGGCUGUGUGACGCCCUUUAAAGGACCAGUCGUCAACACACUCACACGCUUACCACUUGGCGUUGUUGUACAGAUCACCCCUUGGAACCACCCACUCCUGAUAGCAACUAAGAAGAUUGCUGCAGCACUGGCUGCUGGGAAUUCUGUCAUUGUCAAGCCAUCCGAGAGUGCACCACUUUCUGUGCUGGAGAUGGGAAAGCUUUUCCAAGAAGCGGGCUUGCCUGAUGGAACAUUACAGAUUGUGUCAGGAUAUGGGAGAGAGACUGGCAAAUUUCUCUGCGAGUCGCCGCUGAUUUCGAAGAUUGAUUUGACGGGUGGUUUGGCCACCUAUGAGGCAAUCGCGCCCACGGCGAGCAAGAACCUGAUCCCGAUCACAGCUGAAUUGGGUGGCAAAGCACCAGUGUGCUUCUUUCCCAGCAUGCCAAUUGAGAAGGGAGUGAAGGCUGCUUUAUUUGCGAGCUUCAUUGCAAGUGGGCAGACUUGUGUGACAGGUAGUCGAUUAUUGAUACACUCGGAGAUCUAUAACGAAUUCGUUGAACAAUUGGUACGGAGGACGAUGAGUUUGAGACUCGGUGAUCCGACUGAUGACCGGACGCAAAUUGGAGCUGUGAUCUCACGAGCGAGUGUAGAGAGAUGCACUGCGUUUGUUUCUCAUGCUAUGGUAGAGGGAGGAAAGGUUCUUUGUGGCGGGAAGCCCACAGAUGUGGAUGGAAAAGGCUUCUUCUUCGAGCCUACUCUUAUCGAAACGAAACCCGACAGUAAUCUGGCAUCCAAUGAGGUCUUCGGUCCUGUCAUCGCACUCAUCAGAUGCGAGUCAGAGGAAGAGAUUAUCAGAGUAGCAAAUGCUACAUCCUUUGCGUUAGGGGCGUCUGUUUGGAGCAACGACUUCAAUCAAGCGCAUCGUGUUGCAGAGAAAAUCAAUGCGGGGAUAGUUUGGAUCAACGGGCAUCACUUGAAUGAUCCUUCAUCGCCUUGGGGUGGGUUCAAGGAGAGCGGGUUGGGCAAGGAGAAUGGCAUCGAAGCGUAUGAGAGCUACACGAAGUUGAAGAGUACGAUCAUCAAUUAUGGGCAAGAGCCAACUUGGUUUGAUGAUGAAGUUGAGAACGCGAGGUAUGGGUAGUGGGCAACCUCCGACGCCUGGAAUCGUGGGAAGAGAGGAGUUAGCGUAUGCCUGGUUGGUCUUGUCGAAUAUCAUAUCAGACGUCUUCGCCUGAUGUUCACUGCAUCUGCAAGAGCGAGAGAGUCUCCAAGCGUCGCAAGGUGAUUCGAAUUCCUGUGACCGUUGGGCGUUUAGCGAUGAUUGUGUCGUUGGUCCCCAGUACAGAUACGCUGGCGAUCUACCCUCAGAUAUGAUCGUGACCGGGGUUCUCCCAAGUCGCCAAGAAUCGAGUCUUCCUCGAAAAGUCAUGGUAGGGUUGCUUUCGAAUCCUCCUACGUUCCUGAAUUCAGGGUCCUUUGACUUCAACCCAUUGGUAUAUUUCCGUGUUAGUUCAAAAUGUGUUGGAAGAAGAAUUUUACAGAUGAAUGAAGUGAGAGCUGAG
Hyaloscypha bicolor E is the source of this 1982-nucleotide messenger RNA. Its product is annotated as aldehyde dehydrogenase family protein. The coding region runs from base 80 to 1561 and encodes 493 amino acids. The record is from RefSeq and is a predicted model, not a curated record. The transcript has a single exon. Gene Ontology annotation, molecular function: aldehyde dehydrogenase (NAD+) activity. NCBI's taxonomy places the organism in Eukaryota, Fungi, Ascomycota, Leotiomycetes, Helotiales, Hyaloscyphaceae.